Molecule: messenger RNA, 1854 nt
Organism: Vigna unguiculata (cowpea)
Lineage: Eukaryota; Viridiplantae; Streptophyta; Magnoliopsida; Fabales; Fabaceae
Molecular function (GO): S-adenosylmethionine-dependent methyltransferase activity
Source: RefSeq, a predicted model, not a curated record
AAAAGUCUAAAUACGCGAUACUGAAAAUUAUUGGCAUUAAUUAGAGUUUUAGCAAGGUCUUGAAGGCUGUGCUGUAAACGAGUGAGCGAAGAAACGUUACGAGGACCGGAUCGUAACAAACGGAAAAUAAAAAAAGAAAAAAGUGAGUGAGUAGAGAGUGGGAAGUUGGGAACCACCUAAGCCGGUGAACCGGUAAAGAGUUCAAAGUUUCAAAGGGUCUUCAUCGCCGUACACACUAUAUAAGUAUUUCUUGACGAAUCACAACGAAAAGAAGGUCCCAUCCCAUUGGCAUUCAUAAUAUUUCACUCCCUCUUUGGCCACUCUUGAAAUCCGUGCAGUGCUAGUCCCAAACCGGACACAGAGAUGAUGAGAGAGAGACGCUGAACGCAGAACAGUGUUGCCGUUUUGAAGGACGCAAAACGACGAAGCAAAACGCGUUUGGAAGAGCACCGUAACUGACAACUGUACCAGUGGAAAAUCAACGACGGUAUGGUCGUGACUGUCACUACUGCAUCGUUAUUUUGUUUCAUUUCACCGCCAGGAAAAUGGAUCUGACUUGCUGAUUCCCAAAAUCUUCAAAUUAUUCUCACUGGCCUCGCUCUGAAUUACUGCAGAUUCUAUUCAGCAACACGCUGAAGCAGUGAGCCGAAGCUCCGGGAGAAGGUUCUAGAAGAACCGAAUGGGAAAAUCGACGAACGGUAACAGAGACUGGACGCAGAUGUACGCGAUCUACGGAAUGGAGCAGCGCCCAACCCUAAUUUUCCUCCUCUGCCAGGCGAUGCUCUUCUCUGUGUUGUCUGUUUUGUAUCUUCUUUAUUUUGAUCUUGUCUGCAACUUUUUCGAGCGAAUCUUUUCCGGCGCCGGCGGCACCGCGCGAUUUGCGGCAGGAAUCACUGGCUCGGUCACGGCGCUCUCCGCGCUGUGCCUCUUCUUUGCGGCGGCGAACUUUUUUUACUCCUCCGUGCCGCUGCACUUCGACAUGGCUCAGCGCAUCGUCUCCGCCGUGCACGACUGGUCCUCCGUGAAGCUCGCGCUUGACCUCGGCUGCUGCGGCCGCGGCAUCCUCCUGAACGCGGUGGCGACGCAGAUGAAAAAGGAAGGGAGUUCCGGCCGCGUCGUCGGCCUCGACCGGUCGAAGCGCACGACGAUGUCGACUCUCCGCGCCGCAAAGAUGGAAGGAGUUGGCGAGUACGUGACGUGCCGCGAGGGUGACGCGCGGCGGCUGCCGUUUCCGGAUAACUACUUCGACGUGGUGGUUUCCGGCGUGUUCGUGCAUACAGUCGGGAGGGAGUACGGCGCUCGAACGGCGGAGGCCGCGGCUGAGAGGAUGCGCGCGGUGGCGGAGUUGGUUAGAGUAAUGAAGCCUGGUGGAGUGGGAGUCGUGUGGGACCUAUUGCACGUGCCGGAGUACGUGCUUAGGUUGCAGGAGUUGAAGAUGGAAGAUGUGAGAGUCUCCGAGCGUGUAACGGCCUUCAUGGUGAGCAGCCAUAUCGUUUCAUUCCGGAAGCCCAGCCAACACGUGCAUGGCCCCGCCGAGGUUCGCCUUGAUUGGAGAUCAUGUUGACGGUGGAAUUUUUCACACUAAAUAGAAAAAUAAUAAACAUAUAUCAUACUGAGAAAUGUUUUUUUGUUAAAAUGUUUUUUCUCUUUCUUUUUAAAAAGAAAAGAUAUGAGUGAAUAUCUUAAGCUCAAGUUAUGGCUGGGGAGGCGAAGUCGAACCAGAUGUUGAAAAAAAAAAUUAUGUAAACAAAAAAAGAUGGAUAGCGUAAUAAUUUGAUGACAGAUCUGGAACAGAAUUUUUGUAUAUGUUCAUGGUUACAUAGAUAGCAAUGAAAUUUUAGCACUUCUGGUGUA